Fusarium verticillioides 7600 is the source of this 2706-nucleotide messenger RNA. RefSeq lists its product as hypothetical. Lineage: Eukaryota; Fungi; Ascomycota; Sordariomycetes; Hypocreales; Nectriaceae. The transcript is spliced from 2 exons. The record is from RefSeq and is a predicted model, not a curated record. The coding region runs from base 1 to 2706 and encodes 901 amino acids.
AUGCUGCAUUCUUGGAAUUUGCGCGUUCUUGCGCUAUGUCUUGCGACGUCCUUGUCGGGUGUUUCUGCGCAGGACCUUUCUACAACGACAGGCAUUGAGACUUCGACAGACUUGGGGUUUGUGGCGCCGUCAACUGAGGUUGCUCUUCCUGAUUCAACCACUUCAGAGGCCGUUGUUGACCAAGCUCCUUCGUCUGCUACUUCUGAACCUCAAGUACAGAUCCCUUUUACUUCUGCCGACGAGGAGACGACUCACAUCAAUGUUGCUCCGGCUUCAUCAGAGGAGAGCAGUCAAGCUGUAGAGCCUACAACAAAUGUUGCUCCCGCAACUGGAACAACGGAGUCUGCUGGUCCUGGUGUUGAAUCCUCUUCGCAACCCGAGCAGUUACCCGAUACUGCUACCACCGACAGCGACAUCCCCGUUAACACCGCGACUGGCCAUCCCGUGUUUCCUAAACCUAUCACUCAAGAGACCGAGUUUAGCACUCAGGCCACUGACGCUACUCCUGUGGAUCAGCCCUCAACAGAAAUUUCUGGUUCUCCUUCUGAGGCUACUCGGGAUGCCACUGGUGCUGCCACUCAUGCUGCUACUGAUGCUCUCACCGAUGUACAACCUCCUGUUGCUUCUACCGAGUCGACUGAGGUCGUCGAUCCUACGACCCAAGCCACUGAGCCAACCACCCAGCUCCCUCUCCCCGAGGCCACCACUGAGACCUCGUCAGCUCUUCAGCCUACGACUGAAAAAGCACCUGAGGCUUCGACUGACUCUGCUCCUGGACCUGGACCCGUCAUCAGGUCUACUACCGAGAUGAAGGCUCCUGAGGUUUCUACUUCUGAGGAGGCUCAGAUCCCUGCCGAGUCCACCACCGAUAAGGUUGAGCCCACGACUGAGGAGAAGCCAGAGCCCGAGCCAACCACUGAGUCCCAGGAGGCCCAGGAACCCGCAAGUCAGGCCCCUGGUCCUAAGCCUACCACCGAGGAUGCUGGCUCAAAUGAGCCAACAUCGAAGAAUGAACCUGGCCAGACGGGUGCUCCCAACGAGCCUGAGAAGACUACUGCCCCUCCCAAGCCGACCACCACUGAGGAUGGUAUCGUGACUGGUUCUAACGGCGCUGUUGUGACUUAUCUCCCUGAGCAGGACAAGGACUUCUCUGACUUCACUGGUACCACGACUACUACUGACGACGGUGGUGCUGCUAUUGUUAUCUUCCCUGGUGGUUGGUUCUGGAAGCCUUCUGGUAACCUCCCUGCUGGUAUUCUUCCUCCUCCUCCUGGUACUAACCCCGCUGGAGCUGGAGGUGGCACUCCUGGUGGCGGUGGUGAGGGAGAAGGUGAAGAUGACAAGAACGAGACCAAGAAGGAAGAUGAAGAGCAGUCCACCAAGAAGGAGGAGAAAUCUACCACUGAGCCCUCCACCACCGAGACAACGGCCAAGAGUACCGAGGCUACCAUUACUACCGAGGCUUGUUCUGCUGUCGAAAUCGAGGACUGCACCAGGACUAUCUCGUACUAUACCACCGAUGGAACCGUUACUCACACCGAGUUUGGCGACUGCCCUACCGUCGCUAGCUGCGCAACUGGUACCCAAGCUACUUCCACCGAGACCGUGUCUGCGGAGGCUGAGGAAGGUGAGGAGCUAGACAUCGAGGAGCUCGACAGCGAUAUUCCUGAUGAUUUUGACUCUGAGCCUGAUGAGGAGACUGUCGAAGCGCUUGAGGAUGCUUUGGAUGAAGGACUUGGUGUUGGAGCUACUACUACUGAAGAACCUACUGCUUCGUCUACUGGUACAGAGACCACUAGCGAGGCUAUUUCCACUGGAGCUGAGACUACCAGUGACGCCAAGACGGAGGAGACGCCUUCAGAGGCUACCACUGAGCGAAGCAUUACCAUCCCCAGCACACUCAUCACCACUACCCGUAACACCGACGAGUCUUCUGGUACAACUUCAGACGGAACUACAACCCAGCUCACCUCUUCUGACAUGAUCACUUCCGCCACUGCGACAACCACUAUGCGCACUUACUACCCCUGCAUUCCCUACGGUGGCCCUCGCGUUGAAACUCCCUCCUGUAACUGCGAGACAACCAGCGACGGAGAGCGAUACGUCGUCACAGCGCCAAUGAUCUCAGGCCAGUGCGCAGACUACACCGAGUUCCCUAUGAGCUUAUAUACCACUCCGCCUCCUGCACCUGAGCCCACUAUCUUCAAGGAACCUUUCACCCGCACUGACGCCGGCACUGUUCUCGUUUACGAGUCCUACUCGCUCAGUUACUUCGCCGUCAACACCAUCAAAGUCACCGCCACCGUCGGUCUCGGCGAAGCAUCUACUGUGUCAACACCUCUCCCUACUGCAACGAACUGGAACGGCGAUGGAUCGAGUAUCUGUAGCAGUGGUGACAAGAAUGUCCGUAACGCUGUUGCUGGGGCUUGCGAAGCUGCGUUGAAUAAAUUUGAGGAUGAUACUGUGUAUACUGACUAUGUUUCUCGAUAUGAGCGCAUGGGAAGUAUUCUAAAGGUACUCACUUUUGGAAAGGCUGGUUGUACGGUUCAGUUCUCUUGUGAUGAUUAUGGUAUUGGGAUGAAGGGCAAGGAUAUUAAGGAUCUACGCCGACAGCAAGAUGGCUUAACGCGUUGCGGCAACAUUGACUUGUCGAACUCGUGCAAGAUUCACAUUGACUACUGCACGGAAUGUCACCACGACGGCUGA